Messenger RNA from Olea europaea var. sylvestris, 3172 nucleotides. RefSeq lists its product as uncharacterized. The transcript is spliced from 6 exons. The coding region runs from base 608 to 2224 and encodes 538 amino acids. The record is from RefSeq and is a predicted model, not a curated record. NCBI's taxonomy places the organism in Eukaryota, Viridiplantae, Streptophyta, Magnoliopsida, Lamiales, Oleaceae.
UAAUUUCCACUUCUUUUAUCCUAUCAUACAAAGUGCAAAGCCCAUUUAUAAGACCAGCUUAGAAUAAAUGGAUAAACCGUGAUGAUAUUUGUCCCAUGACCCCAUCAUGUCUGCACAUUAGGUUUAUGUGAAACUAUCUGAAAUAAUUUAAUAAUAUAACAUAGCAUUAAGCUCCUAUUUAUUCUGCAUUAUGUUGAUUCAGUCGACAUCUCAAACCUAUCAAAUAGUGUCAUUAGCUCACAUCGUAGGAAUUUUGUAUUUGACCGUUAAAUUUUCUUUGGAAGCUAGCAUAGGAAGACAAGAUCAGGCACCGGUUGAGGAGUUAGGAAAUGGGAAAGGAUGAGGUGGGUGAGGACUGGAGGUUCGGACUCUCUCUCUUCUUUCUAGGUGUAUUUUAACCUCGAAUAAAAAAGUUUUGAUCAGAGAUAACUUACAUGGUAAAAUUAAAAUGUUGAUACGAUCCAAAAAGGGGAGGGGAGGGAAAAAAAAAAAAAAGUUGAUCAUCAAGUUGCAACAAUUUCCGUAGGCUGGGGAGCAGUUGUGAAAUUUUACUAAAAAUACAAACUAAAGGUUUCGAGUUUCCCAAACUCACUGAAAUCGCCGAGACAUGGCGUUCUUCACCAAGUGCAUCACUCUCCACGCUCCUUUCUCCAUCCAUCGUUCAGUCAAUCAAAUUCUACCUCAAUCGUCAUCAGAUUACGCCAAUUAUGCUGCUCCUUUCCACAAGUUGCUUCUCUGUUCUUAUCCGACUUUCCCUGGGAAGCGGUGGCUGGGCACUAACGCUGAGUCGUCGAUUCAGUUUGAGUUCGCCGGGUCAAGCGCGUAUGAUCUCCUAGGGGUAUCAGAGAGCAGCUCAUUCGCAGAAAUCAAAGCCUCUUUUCGGAAAUUGGCAAAGGAAACUCAUCCGGACCUAGCGCACUCUCCCAGUGAUACCUGUGAUGCUUCCAAUAAAUUCAUUCAAAUCCUCGCAGCUUAUGAGAUACUCUCAGAUUCUGAGAAGAGAGCUCAUUAUGAUCGGUAUCUCUUAUCUCAAAGAGCAUUUGUUCAAAAACAUUCUAGAAAUGAUCCCAUUAUGUACUAUGCAUCACAUAGAGAUCCAGAGAUGGAAAUGGAAGUCGUUGAAUGGUUGAAAUGGUAUAGAUAUACAAUCAAAGACAUUUUGGCAGAAAGAAGGGUGGCAGCUGGAUCAGGUUAUUUUGAUGUCCUGGAAAGGGACUUUUAUUCAGCCAUACAUGCAGCAUACUACGGACCUGAGAUUGAGUCCAGGGAUCUCCUUCCUGACCGUUUUGAAGCUGAGGAGAGGUCCACAGAUUCAACGCCUGAGGUGCUGCAUUUGGUUUCGGGCAGGGACCUUUUUGGGAUGGUAUGUUUGGCCAAUAAGGUUCCUGAAAUAUCACAAUCCUACAAUGAAAAGCUGACAUCUUUUGAGUCGGGUUUGUGCGAAUCUGUUGUGGAUUUCAGCCAAAAAAUGGAUUCUGACAGAUCUGAUGGUGUAAUUUCUGAGCAGCAAUCCCCAAGUAGUGAUUACCACACAUCUGAUGCUUAUAAAGACCUGGAAUUGCAUGUGUCAGGGAGACGUGUCGCCAUGGCCACAAGAGUCCUGCCAACGUGUUCUAGUGGGAUACGAGAUGAGGAUUCUGAAGACCAAAUACACGUUUACCUCACUGCACGUGAAGACACAAAUAGUGCAAGUCAGGUGUUUUCUAGAGAUAACCUUGCAGAUUUGUCAGUUGGAUCGAGGAUACCUCUGGGAAUUAUAACUGGUCUGGGAACCAGCCCUGAAGAAGGAAGCUGCUAUGUCUACAAUAAUAGUGGCAAGAAAACCCAUGUGAUUAUGAAGCACAGAACACUGCUGGUUAAACACAUGCACUGGUAUGAAGUUGGAGAUAAAGUUUCAGUUUGUGAAUGCAGAUGUAGUAGAGCCCGUUUGCCACCAAGCAGGUUUUGGCUGUUUGAGCCUCGCAGUGCUAUGCAUGACAUAGGAGGUUGGUAUGUUGAGACAUUUGGAAGGAAUAAGAAGGGGCGGACUGUCCCAUCUCAGAGGUACUGGGACGGUUUGGAUGCUUAUGAACAGUUGGAAAAGAGAGUCCAUCCAGCAAUGUACUUACUUGCUCUUGCUUAUAGAACUCUGGAUAUCGAAAAUGCAAGAAGGAAACAGACAGUGAAGGGUAUAGUUGAGGCCAAAAUGUCUAGAGUUCUCAGUUGGUGUAAGAGACUUGUAUAGAAAAUAUUGGCUCUUCAUUGGGUGAUAAAUGCUGAUCUCCUAGAUGGAGACAACAUUGUUAUUGAGUCCUGGGUUCCACAAGCAGCUUUCUUUAGUAUUCUCUGAUUGAAACUUCAAAUUGAAAUUGUCUACGACAUCAAGCAGUGUCACUCUAGAUCCUUCAGUGAAUAUUGAUAAUGACGAAAAGGCAUUAAAAAUGCUGUUUCCAGAUGAUGACGUGAACAUGAAAUCUUUGUCAUCAUACUUGCAGAUAUGACCCUCCAAAAAUGUCCUGCCUGGUUCCUGAAGUCAUUUCUGAAUAAUGGCUUAUUAUUAUUAUUAUUUUUUUUUGAAAGGUAAUUAUUAUCCAUUGGAGCUUAUUGCACACAAGAAAGGGACAAGUAUAGAACAAUCUCUCUCGUCAUUGGAGGCAGUCUAUAGAGUAAGGGUAAAGCCUACAGUCUUGUGGGCUCCUCCUCCUCCCCAGCUCAGAUCCCAUCUUCAUCAUUUCCUUUACAUGAGGAGCAACUCCUGGUUCAUUAAUCACCAGAAAACACGUCAUAUUGAAGUUUAAAUUACAAUAAAACAAAUCGAAAUGGGGAUGCCAGGCUUUUGUACGGCCUUCAUUGUUCUCGAUGGUGGCUUGAAUGAAUUGAAAGGCGUCCUGAUUCAGCUAAUUCAGGUGCUCAGGGGAGAAGGAAAAUACACCAAAUGGAAGUCUAAUUUGCAGAGCACGUAGACAUUGUCAUCUUGUUGCUCCGUGCUGGCAGUCACUGAAUGUUUGCCUAAUUUAAGAAAAUUGCUUAUCUUUGUUUGACAAGCCUGUGACUUGAUUGCUAUUUACCCUUGUUUGAUGGAGAUUAAAAUCUGAUGUUUAGCAGACUUUAAUAAAAAUAGAUGGAAUGUGUGCUUAAAAAUUUGUGGGUGUUAUGUAAUGUAUAAUUAAAAUUAAUUGUUGACUUUGAUUUA